Moneuplotes crassus is the source of this 900-nucleotide messenger RNA. The record is from the annotation of a GenBank genome assembly. NCBI's taxonomy places the organism in Eukaryota, Ciliophora, Spirotrichea, Euplotida, Euplotidae.
GUGUUAUGGAAAAACAAUUUGAUCAAAUAAACGAAGAGAAACAAGGUUUUAAGAAGAGAGACAUCAAGGCUAGGCGUAAGCAGAAUGAGCGUGUUAAGAGGGAAUUUAAGAUCAAGAAGAAAGACGUGAAGAAGGAAUUUAACUAUUUUGACAAGAAUAGGAUGUACCAGCUUGUUAAUAGCUUGUCUAUGGGUACUGAGAAGAAGGAAGAGGGUAAAGAAAAGUUGGAAGACUUAGUCACAGUUAAACAAAUGGUGAUUCCCAAAGUUAUAAAGAAAGUAAAGGAAGAAGACAAUAAAGAAGAAGACAAAGAAGCCAGUGAUGAAGAGGUCCCAAUCGAGAAAGAUGACCUUAAGAAAUUGAAUAAGGAUCUUAAAUUAGAAGAGCAAAUGAGGUUUAUGAUAGCAUCAUGAAUUAAAGAAGGCAAACAUUCGGAAAGCAGAAAAUAUAAUCAGCCUCAGGUGCUUGUUAUCACUCCAGAUUGAUAUUUCGCUAUUGAUCUUCAUAAGAAGAUUGAAACUCUUAAUUUUGGCAAAGCUGGGUAUACUAUUAAGUCUUUCAAACUAUUCUCAAAGCAUAUGAAGCCUGCUGAACAACUAAAAAGUUUAUCAAAAACUCAUCCUAGAAAAGCAAGCUCAAAGCUUCUCAAUGUAUUUGUAGGAACUCCAAAUAGGAUCCUCAAGUUGCUUGAAAUGGACGGAAUUGAUCUUUCCUCUCAAUUGAAGUAUAUUAUCCUUCACUGUAAGAGAAACAAGAAGAACUUCACCUUGUUUGAUAUCAAGGACACAAGGAAAGACCUAGUAGACUUGAUGAAAAAGUUGAAAGCUCACUUAGACACCCAUCCAAGAACAAAAGUAAUGCUAUGUCCAUAAUUGAUCUGUGUUUAAAUGUAUCCAAUGA